GGUGGCUUAUGGCCUCCAGUCUCCCAUGUGACGCUGCUCAGUCGUUCCCAGGCGGUCACAUCACAGAGCCGGAGACUAUGGAUCAGAAGGUGGCGUUGUUCGUUCUUCUGGCAGCGGGCCUCCUCUGCCUCGGCUUGGCCCCUGUCUCUCGGGCCGAAGACCUGAUUAAAGACGUCCUCGGUGACGAGGUGGACGUGGAGGACGAUCUGGAUCUGGAUCUGGGUCUCGCCGGAGCCGAGGAGGAGGAAGAAGAGCUGGACCUGGAGGGAGAUAUGCAGGAUGAAGCUCCAGCUGAGCCCAAAACUCCUCCCACACCGAAGGUGACCUACAAGGCUCCAGAGCCGAUGGGGGAACAUUUCAUCGCUGAGUCUUUCGACAGAGGGACUUUAGACGGAUGGGUUCUGUCCAAAGCCAAGAAGGAGGACACAGACGAGGACAUCGCAAAGUACGACGGUAAAUGGUCGGUGGAGGAGAUGAAGGACAGUAAGCUCCCCGGAGAUAAAGGUCUGGUCCUGAAGUCACGAGCCAAACAUCACGCCAUCUCAGCCCAGCUGCUGCGACCUUUCACCUUCGACACCAAGCCGCUCAUCAUCCAGUACGAGGUGAACUUCCAGGCCGGUAUCGACUGCGGCGGCGCCUACGUGAAGCUGCUGACUCAGACUCCCGACCUUGACCUGGACCAGUUUGUGGAUAAAACUCCGUACACCAUCAUGUUCGGACCCGACAAAUGUGGAGAAGAAUACAAACUGCACUUCAUCUUCAGACACAAAAACCCCAAAACUGGAGAGUACGAAGAGAAACACGCCAAGAAACCCGACUCCGACCUGAGGACGUACUACACCGAUAAGAAAACUCACCUGUACACACUGGUGGUGAACCCUGACAACACCUUUGAGGUUCUGGUGGAUCAGACGGUGGUGAACAGCGGCAGCCUGCUGACCGACAUGACCCCCGCUGUGAACCCCGCCGCAGAGAUCGAGGACCCCGACGACCAGAAGCCAGAGGACUGGGACGAGAGGCCCAAGAUCCAGGACCCCGCAGCCACCAAGCCCGAGGACUGGGAUGAGGAUGCACCUGCUCAGAUUCCAGAUGAAGAUGCAGUGAAACCAGACGGCUGGCUGGACGAAGAGCCCGAGUACAUCGGAGACCCCGACGCAGUCAAACCCGAGGACUGGGACGAGGACAUGGACGGCGAAUGGGAGGCCCCUCAGGUUCCUAACCCCGCCUGUGAGACCGCCCCUGGUUGCGGCGCCUGGAAACGGCCGAUGAUCGACAACCCCAACCACAAGGGCAAGUGGAAGCCCCCCAUGAUCGACAACCCCAACUACCAGGGCGUCUGGAAGCCGAGGAAGAUCGCCAACCCGGCGUUCUUCGAGGACCUGCAGCCGUUCAAGAUGACGCCGUUCAUCGCCGUGGGACUCGAGCUCUGGUCCAUGACCUCCGACAUCUUCUUCGACAACUUCUUCAUCACCGACGACCGCAACACCGCCGAGCGCUGGGCCAACGACGGCUGGGGGCUGAAGAAGGCCGCCGAGGGCGCCGCUGAUCCCGGUUUGGCAACUCAGAUGUUGAGCGCUGCAGAGGAGCGCCCGUGGCUCUGGGUCGUCUACGUCCUCACCGUGGCUUUACCGCUCGUCCUCAUCAUCGUCUUCUGCUGCACCGGCAAGAAGAAGACCCCAGAGACGCCGGCAGCAGAGUACAAGAAGACCGACGAAGCUCAGCCCGACGUGAAGGAGGAGGUAGAGGAGGAAGAAGAGGAGGAGGAGGAAGAGGAGGAGGAGGAGAAGGCUGAAAAGGCUGAAGAGGCAGAGAAGAGCAGUCCAGCUGCAGAAGAGAAAAGUGGCGGAGAGGAAAGUGCUGCAGAAGACGAGGAAGAGGAUGCAGAGAAGGAUGCGACGUCUGACGAUAAGUUGGAGGACGACGUUCUGCGGAGAUCUCCCAGGAACAGGAAGGUCAGAAAGGACUGAUAUCUCUGAAUCCACAGCCCUGACCUCAACACCUCCCCCUCCCUCCCCUUAAAUAUCUCUCCCCCCCCCCCCCUCCUCUCCUCUUCUUCUUCUACUACUCUGCUCCGAGGCGAUGAAGCCUAAAUGGAACCCCGUGGAAGCAGCGAAGCUUACAGGAAACUAAUCAAGACCUCCAACAUAUGGACGCCUGCUCAUGAUGAUGAUGAUUCCAGUAUGAACAGGACUGAGUUAGUGUGAUUUAAAGGAUUUUUUUGUUUAUAAAAGAGAUUAAUUGAGAUUAACUAAAACUUCCUGCAUCAUUCCACCUGAGCAGACUCAAACUAACGGGAUCGACGCGUCCUGUCUGCCGCCGCACCGCCUGCUCACCGCCCAGCGCCAUCCUGAGCUAGCAAAGCUCCGCCCCCCUGCUAAUUAGCUCCCAGCAACUACCCACUAGUUAGCCAUCGAUCCCAAGUAGCCAUCUUCCUGUUCGGGUGACCAACAGGAUGCUAAUUAGCUCACCUUCAGGGUGCUAAUUAGGCUCGCAGUAGUCUGAAUUAUCCAACAAACAUUCAGAGAAUUUACCAACCAAAAGUCUUGCCGUUUGGCCGACCAGAAGGCUGCUAAUUAGCCCCUGAUCAGGAUGCUAAUGAGGCUGACAGUUGAAAACUGUCAGGAAAAAAUCACCAACAAAAGUCUUGCCAAUUAGCCUACGAACAGGCUGCUAACUAGGACGACAGUCGGGAUAAACCUACAAAAUAGUUAAGGACAUAAAACCCAGAAGUCUUGCUUACUAGCCCCUAACCAGUGUGCUAAUUAGGCUGACAUAAGUCCGAAAUAUCCAACAAAAGUCUUGCCAAUUAGCCUAAUAACCCCUCAAACACUUCCAACAAGGCUAGCGACGAGCUUGUAUGCAACAUGCAAGUUCACCUGCUAACCGUUGAUUUAUUAGCCUUUAGGGAGAUUAAUUAUCCUACAAAUGAUCAUGACAUUAACCCAACAAAAGUGUUUAUUGUUCUCCUAGCAUGCUGAUUAGCUCAUGAACAACUUGGUAGUAAUCAGACUACUCGUCCUACAAUUUAAAGCUAUUAUCCUCCAAACUAGUUAGUGUUAACAACGGGCUGCUAACAAGCCCACAAAGAGUGUAAUUCACUGACCAACUAGCUAAUUAGCUUGCCAAGCCGCUAAUUCCCCUACUAACUGUUGGCUCGUUAAGCCUUCCUAGAUUUUACAAAUUAGCUAGUGAUUAGCCACCAUGCUAAUAUUUAAAAAUGGCUGCCGAUACCUUUUUUUCUUCCUUUUUCAUGUCUCAUUUUUCUAGUCAUUUAGUUGUGUUUUGUUGUAAAGCUGUUAGCUCCACACACAGCGCUCAUGUUUCCUCCGUAUUUCUGCUGUGUUGUAUUGUCCUGAUGGCAGCGACGGGGGUCAGAUAGGUCAAAGGUCAGAACCACCGAGCCUAAAAUGGUUUGAGAGAAAGCAUUGGAUUACACCGUAAAUGUCAGUCACGGGUGAGUGACAGGUGUUUAUUACCUGUCACGGGUGAGUGACGGGUGUUUAUUACCCGUCACUGAGGCUCCUUUUUAUUCGUCCCAACAAACACAACAGCAGCUCGUUGGCUCCUCUUAUCCAAUUAAAGUGUCCAAUUUACCUUUUUGUUUCUUCGUAUGGUUGUUUCAACUCCACCUGGAUCUAACUGGGUUUGAUGUGUUCAUCUUUACAUCCAAACCCACCUUCAGAACCUUCUUUAUUGUUGUGUUAAAGUACCUUUCUGGGGGUUAAAACGAGCUGCUGUCGUCUUUCGUUUGGACGAACUCGUCACGCCGUCAGGUGGACGGACACCCAGUCCCUCUUUCAUCUGCCCCAUAUGAAAAAAGAAAAGGCACUAAGUGGAAUAAAACUCUGGCGCUUAACCCUCUCACCUGUCCGCCUGCGGCACCUCAACUCCUCCAGCCAAUCACAGACGCUCUCCCACAUGGAUCCAUGUCGGGAGUUUAGCCCCAUUUGUUUAAAUAGACGGCACUUCAGCGUGAAAAUGUUCUUUUUUUUUUUUAAGGAACAGUAGUUUGACAAAAAAUCUUAACUCAAGGUUUACUUACUGGCUUUUUUGCCCUGGAACUUUGGGCUGCAUCUCAAGGUCUUCAUUGAGCGAGGGAGUUUGCUGAAAGAUCAUCUGACAGAAGUGUCAUGACAAACUUUAUCCGCUGAUGAAGACUGUGAGAUGCAGGUGAAAGCUCCAGUAAAAGCCAGUAAGUGGACCUUGAGUGAAGACGAACAUAAAACAUUGCUGACAUUUAUUCGGAGUGAGUUUUUUUGCAUAGUUUUUGCAAAUAUGUCACGUAAUGAUGUCAUCCGGAAGAGCAGAAUCGACCAAUCAAAGGCAUUCCUUUAAGAGGAAACAAACCACCAGGUGUCGCCAAAAUAAAACCAGAGCUGAAAUCUUAAACUAGUUUUGUUUUGGCCGACUACGACCACCGGUGAAAAAAACCAACUGGCAAUCGUCAGAAAGUGUUUUCACAAGUUACGGUAGUUCUGACUGUAAUCCUGACCUCCUGACCUUUCCCUCUAGCGCCACCAUCAGGACAAAAAUAUGUUUUCUCCGCGAGUCUGAUCACGAGGAAAACAACACUUGAGAAAUAACUUUUGAUAAAACAUCCUGAAAUAUGUGUUCUUUUUUUAUUUUGUAUUCAUCAUGAAAUCCUUUAAGGAUUAUUUAUAAUGCAGAAGAAACUACAAAUCACGAAUGAUAAAUUUAUCCCCAGACUUUUGCUUCUGUUACCGAGCGAGAAUCAUUCUGUGUACAGCUUCUAAAGAAAAGAUAUGAAAUAAAAGCUGGUUUUGUGAAUCUUGAAGGUGUUUGAUAAAAGAGAAGUAACUAAAUGAAUCCAGUCUUGUAUCCUUGAUGUGUCCUCUUUGUCGUCGUACGUAUUCUGUGGGUUUUAAUUCAGGAGUCACUGAUGAGCAGCGUUGUUAUUGGCUGAUGGGGGUUUGUCAUAGUGGAUGGUGGGCGGGUCUCUGGCUGUUGGUGAGGUCACAUCUUUGGGGCUCGAGGUGGCGUGGAGGUCACCGCUUCCAUAACCUUCAAUCCCUCCUUUUUACAUUUUUUUUUUUUAGGGUAAAUAAGAGCUAGUUACAUGCCGGCUGUGAGCUCUGCUGCUUGUAGUCUUUAUUGUUUUUCCUGAAAGUGUCAGAAUACGAUUCUUUUAGGACGAGCGGCCUCCAGCAGCAGCGGCGUUUCAUUUACAUCCAGAAUGUGUUUUCAGCCGCUCUCUUCGUCUCCCUUUUUUUGUGUUUUGUCUCAGAUUAUUUUUGUGUCCGGCUGAAGCUGCCUCGCUGAACCGACUGUAGACUGAACACUGUAUCUGCUGGUGAAACUUUACAUGACUCUGUAACUCUGUACUUUUUAUUUUUAUUUUUGUUGACAUUGUGUUUUGAAAAAAACUAAACUUUAAUGGUUGGUCCUGCAGCCUGUUUCCGACGUACACACUAUGUAGAGAGGUGGGCCGGGCUGAAACACGCCAAACGGUCCGACUUUGAAUAGAAAUACUGUGAUGAUGGAGCCGAGAUGUGUGUGUGUGUGGACACGCAGACAACAUUUGUUUUGAUGAAUAAAAAGGCCAAAUGGAAACUGAA
Messenger RNA from Anoplopoma fimbria (sablefish), 5576 nucleotides. RefSeq names its product calnexin (gene canx). Gene Ontology annotation, biological process: protein folding. The record is from RefSeq and is a predicted model, not a curated record. The coding region runs from base 9 to 1967 and encodes 652 amino acids. The transcript has 15 exons. Lineage: Eukaryota; Metazoa; Chordata; Actinopteri; Perciformes; Anoplopomatidae. Gene Ontology annotation, molecular function: calcium ion binding. Gene Ontology annotation, cellular component: endoplasmic reticulum; endoplasmic reticulum membrane.